CGAUAUACCGACACUUUAAAAGUACAAAAGAGGAUUACGGAUCGUUGUUUUGGAUAACUGAUCAACAAGAACAAAUUGCUAAAAAUGGGCACUAUCGAGAAACGCUCAUUCUCCUUCCGGCUGCGCCGCUCCUUCGGCGACGGCGGCAGCACAAACAGCCGCAACAGCAACAACAACAGCAGCACCUGCACCAACCACAACAACCAAAAGCGCUGCAGCACUCCGUUGACGCCGACCAGCACCAGCACCGGGCGACUGGAGGUGCCGGGAGCGGCCUCCGUCAGCCGUCGGAGCAGCAUCUACAAGAAGCCAGACAAGAACGAUGGCGGUCAGAUCCACCUCAUUCCGGACGUGGAACUCCCUUUGAUGACCUUUGCUGAUCAGUACAAUAUCGAGAAGACACUGGCCGAGGGAUGCUUCGCCAAGAUCCUGCUGUGCAGGCACAGACCGACCAGCACUUUGGUGGUCCUGAAGGCGGUGCAUGCCGAGUUGACCACGAUCAAGGAGUUCCAGAAGGAGUUCCACUACAACUACGAGCUGUCGCACCACCACCACAUCCUAAGCGCCUAUGCGGUGGCUUUCCAGACAAUGGACUACUACGUGUUCGCUAUGGAGCACGCUCCCUACGGAGAUCUGGCCUCGAACAUCGGACCCAAUGGUCUGCACGAGAACGCCUGCAAGUUGAUCUCCGAGCAGCUCAGCUCUGCCCUCGGAUUCAUGCACUCCAAGAGCCUGGUGCAUCGUGAUCUGAAGAUCGAGAACAUUCUGGUAUUCACGCCGGACUUCACGCGUGUGAAGCUGUGCGACUUCGGAGCCACCACGAAGAAGGGUUUGCUGGUGCACAAGGUGAAGCACACGUGGACCAGCUGUGUGCCGCCGGAGCAGCUGGAACUGAUCAAGAACGAACGGUUCCAGUGCCUCCCCGUCAGCGAUUCCUGGCAGUUUGGCAUCCUGCUGUACAACAUCCUCACCGGUAAUCCACCCUGGCAAUCCGCGGACUGGGUGAAGGAUCAGUCGUAUGCGAACUUCAUGAAAUACGAACAGCGUAAGACGACCAAAGUGCCGGACAACUUUAGGCGCUUCUCGCCACGUCUUAUGCGCUGUUUCCGAAAGUAUCUGAGCCACGAUCCCGAGGACCGCUGCAAGAUCACUGAGGUGGCCAAGUACAUGAAAGACCGCUGGGUGGAGUGCCGCAUCUCCACCUCUAAGUCGGCCACGCUCAUCUCGCCCACCAACCACGACCAGGACUCCUGCAUCUACCUCAACCAGCGGGAGGGUCGUCUAUCCGGGGAUGAGAACAAGCUGCGCUUUAAGCGGAUGAUGUCCACCUAUGGUCUGGACAUCCCCAUCGAUCAGGCGAUGGUGCGACGGCGGGUCUGGGACUGGCUUUCCACUUGCGAUGCCAACUUUGAUCCGGACGUGGAGAGUCUGCAUGCUCUGGAUCUAAUGCAGUAGAGUAUGAUGGUUCUAUUCCUUGAAGUUCUUCAAGAGGUUUGAAUAACAAAUCAAAAUGAAAGAAUAAUGGACCUUAUAGAUACACCUCCGGAAUUUUCGAAAGAUUUUUGAAAACUUAACCCGUAGGAUUUAUACGGUUCAAAGUUAAUAGAGAUAAAAUCAAUGUGUAUAUAGACCGAUAUCGCUCAAUAGGAGAGCGGAACAGGGUUGAAUAUCAACAUCCCAAACGGAAACUGUUAGAAUUUGUGGAUCUAUAAGAUCGUUUUUGUAGAGCAGAGAAGCCACCCCUCGAUGGGUUUUUCUGUUGUUCUGCGAGUGCAAAAUCCCAGAACUGAAAUUAAUAUAAUUUUAUAUAGAUGCAAUUUGGUAUAGCUAAGUAGUAAGAAUUUGUAGGAUAAUGAAACCCAGUUUGAGAAAAAACAACACGUCUACGGAUAACUUUCCAGUAGUGUUACCUUUCUAGUCUUCCGCUACGAUGAUUUUCUAUAUACUAUAUACUCUCUAUAUAUUAUAUUAUAUAUGUACUUAGUCUUAGGGUUAUCUUUAUGAGUGUACUAUAAUGUGUGAUUUACGCGUUACUUACUUUAUGUGUACGGGUUACAAACUAAUGCAAUUAUCUAGACCUAGACUUUAAAGAGAUUUAAGGAGUGCUCCUGAUGCAUUCACGACCAAUUAUUAGACGACUAAGGUUUGUUUUAUAUUUAUAAUAGACUAUAUAAAUAUAUAUAUAUGUAUUUAUGUACCUACCCCUACUAUGACCCAUUGAUGUGUAGAUGCCAUUUGUGAGUAUCAAAAGAUUUGUAAAUACUAUUUAAUUGCAAACGACUUUUAAAGUAUAUUUAUGGUAUAUGUUAAUACCCUGUGUGUACACCUACGAAAUGCUAAAAAUAUAGAACCGACAACUGAGUUUAUUUAAAAA
Molecule: messenger RNA, 2374 nt
Organism: Drosophila eugracilis
Lineage: Eukaryota; Metazoa; Arthropoda; Insecta; Diptera; Drosophilidae
Gene: meng
Product: serine/threonine-protein kinase meng-po
Exons: 2
Coding region: 85-1455 (456 amino acids)
Biological process (GO): peptidyl-serine phosphorylation; peptidyl-threonine phosphorylation
Molecular function (GO): ATP binding; protein serine/threonine kinase activity
Source: RefSeq, a predicted model, not a curated record